Molecule: messenger RNA, 2507 nt
Organism: Misgurnus anguillicaudatus (oriental weatherfish)
Lineage: Eukaryota; Metazoa; Chordata; Actinopteri; Cypriniformes; Cobitidae
Source: RefSeq, a predicted model, not a curated record
UGGACUAAUCCACUGGAGCCGGUUGCCCGAGCAGCAGUAGCGGCGGCAGGUUGUUUAGGAUCCGGAUGUCGUGCUGACUUCUGAGGGGACUCGCAGCCGAAACGGGGGACGAGGACGAGCAGGCUGUUAGGAUGGCUUCAAACUUCAACGAUAUAGUGAAGCAGGGAUAUGUGAGGAUUCGGAGUAAAAAACUGGGGAUCUUCAGAAGAUGCUGGCUUGUAUUCAAGAAGGCGUCAAGCAAAGGACCUAGACGGCUGGAGAAAUAUUCAGAUGAAAAAGCCGCCUACUUUCGAAGCUUUCAUAAGAUAACUGAACUCCACAACAUCAAGAACAUUACGCGAAUGCCCCGCGAGACUAAAAAACACGCAGUGGCAAUUAUUUUCUGCGAUGAGACGUCAAAGACAUUUGCCUGUGAGUCAGAGCUGGAGGCUGAGGAGUGGUGGAAGUUAUUGUGUUUGGAGUGUCUGGGUAGCCGACUUAAUGACAUCAGCCUCGGAGAACCGGACUUGUUAGCAGCAGGGGUGCAGAGGGAACAGAACGAGAGAUUUAACGUCUAUUUGAUGCCGACUCCAAACCUGGACAUCUACGGAGAGUGCACGAUGCAGAUCACUCAUGAGAACAUCUACCUGUGGGACAUCCAUAACGCCAGAGUCAAGCUGGUUAUGUGGCCGCUCAACUCCCUCAGAAGAUACGGCAGAGACUCGACAUGGUUCACGUUCGAAUCCGGGAGGAUGUGUGAUACAGGAGAGGGCUUGUUCACAUUUCAGACCCGAGAGGGUGAGAUGAUCUAUCAGAGGGUUCAUUCUGCUACGCUGUCCAUCGCUGAACAGCAUGAACGCAUGAUGUUGGAGAUGGAGAAGAGCACACAGACUCUUUCAAACGAGAGCACAUUAACAAAGUCGAUAUCUCUCCCGCGAAGCGCUUACUGGCACCACAUCACGCGUCAGAACAGCGUGGGAGACAUCUGCAAUUACCAAGGUUCAAGCUUGACUAUGACACUCAUUCCACGAGCACAGACGUUUCAAAGCUUCCUCUCCGAGCAGACGCAGACAGACGAACAGCAGAACCACCAAGAGCAAGCAACAUCGUCCUCUGGUGGCCACGACAGGAAGGGCAGCACCUCACCGCUCCGUUGAUAUACACUGACUGUCAUGGCUUGACAAAAGCCACAACUCUUGGACAUUCCAAAGCUUUAGAAAGCUCAAAACACAUGUACAGUAUAAACUAUAUAUAUAUAUGUAUGGCUUAAUAAUAAUGAUAAUUAUUUGUAGAACAGUGUGUAUAUUAAGAAUUAUAGGAGACUUUUUGUACGUUGAAAAAACACAAUGCCAAAAAGUUGUAUCAUAAACUUUAUUUUUUCUGGUGUAGUUAAAAAAAAUAAGAGGACUUUUGCAGUUAUUUUUCAGAUGUACAGUAAAUAUGAAGAGCGCUUAAGUUCUUCAGCGAUUCGUCUGGCGUCUUAAUGGAAAACGUAGCAAAUUAGCUUCUGUAUUAAAGACAACUCUUAUGUUGUUUUGCACCCAGCACUUUCAAAUUAGAGCUUGCUUUGCACCUUGUAUGUUUAAUUUGUGUUUCAUUCGGUUUGUGUUUUUUUUAUUAUGUCUGUAAGAUGCUUGCAUUGGAGGAAAUUGAUAAAUAGUUGUCCACCAAAACAACUUUAUUUUAUAUGAAACUAAUCCAUCUACACACUGGACAUGUCAGUUUGGUUCAUCCGGACCAAGCUUCCUCUCACUGUAUAAGUGCCUUCAGACUCGGGCCGGAAAGCCAAUUAAAUUAUUAUUAUCCCUCUAGCCAUCCACAAUGUGUGUAACUGAAUUAAGUUUCUAUGUUGAAACCCUAUUUGUCUAAAAGCCGAACAUGAUGUCUAUUCUCUCCCCGCACAGGAAAAGGGUCUGAUCUGAUAACUCGACUGAAUGGCUUUUUAAAUGGUCUCAUGGCAAACAUACAUUCGAUGCAGACAAUCAAAACAGAUUCUAAUAGUUUCAAUCCUUUGUCUAUUGUGUAAUAGUGGUAUAGGAAAACCAGAACAAUAAAAGAAUAAUCAUGUGAUAAUAUGAAUCUCAAGGUUUUAGAAGCACAUGAUGAUGAUCAUUUUAUGAUUUAAAAGCUAUCAUUGUGCAUUGGGUAAUUUACCAUACAUGUUGACUUGAGUUUAUAGCACUUGAAUGUAAAUUAGACAACCACUAUUUUAUUAAAUUGUACAUUAUAGUGAUUUUAAAAGGGAAUGGCUGCUGUCUAAGGGGCUUUCUGGGGGAUAUUCGGUCAAACACUGCAUUAGAUUAUAUCUCUGAUAUGAUAUAUCAGGCUGUGAACACAUUUCUUUGAAUGUCCCUUGGGGAUUUUUCAGUAGUCAUUUGUUGUAAAGAUACUGUGUAUGUUUCAUGCUUCUCUGUAAUGUAUUUUGUUUUGUAUGUUUUGUUUUAUGCAUCAAGUAAAACUUUUGUCCUGUGUGGAUGUCAAUGUUUACUAAGUAAAAUAAACUAAAUGGAUUUGUGUUUCUAAAAUAA